GUCACAGCAUCAGCUGUUUUUCGUGCAUACAUUCAUCGUUGAUGUGUUUUGAGUUGCAUGACCUUAUAUUAUAUUUGUCCUGAAAAUAUCUUGCGGAAAUAAACAAUCUUCAGUGUCAAGAAAAACAUGUCCGGUUUCGUGAAAAUGUGUGAACUUUGUGGUGGUCAAAUUAGUGAACAGUCUGAAUUUUCCUUCGAGGAUAUGAUCACUAACUGGUUAGAUGAAAAUCCUGAAUUUGCUUUCAAGUACUUUGUCAAAUCAGCAUCUUCAAGCAUGGUUGAAGCCUGGGCUAAUGGACAUCAUCAUAGUGAAUCUGAUGGCCUCUUUGAUAACUCAAUAAAUGUCUUGGACGAGCAUAAUGAUAAAAAUAAUGAUAAAAUUUCUGUGACUACUUCUCUAUCACUACCAAUACGUAAGAUAAGCAGCCAGGAUUUGGAAUUAACCCAUGACAAGCGUAUUUUAUCUUCUAACGAAGAUGGGAAGCCCACAUUUAUAAACUCUGUGUUCUUUCCUUCCCCUGCCACUGAACACAUCGAUUUAAAUGCUAGUCCUGCUCGUCAAACUGUGCCUUCACCAAGUCGACCAACACAUCCAACUGAGAGAGAUUUGAUAAGUGAACUUGCUUUGGAUAUUUGUCAUGAACUUGACGUGACAUCUUUAUGCUUUAAAAUCGUCCAGAAUGUUUGUAGACUAAUUAACGCUGAUCGUGGAUCAUUUUUCCUUGUGGAAAAGUCACGUUCAACCGGUGAGGAUGUUCUUGUUAGUAAACUUUUUGACAUUACAUCUGAGUGUAUAUUGGACGAUGUUUUACAACGAUGUUCUUCUAAUCACAUCAUUGUUCCUUUUAAUGUUGGUGUAACCGGCUACGUCGCACGAACUGGAGAUUACGCGAAUAUUCCGGACGCAUAUGCUGAUCCUCGAUUUGAUGAUUCCGUAGAUCGUGUAACAGGAUAUAAAACGCGCUGCCUUUUAUGCAUGCCUAUAAAAAACGUUGACGGAAAAGUGUUAGGUGUUGCACUGGUUAUCAAUAAGACAGUUCCUUCUGAUCAGCAUCGUGAUCAAGGUAUUAACUCAGUUCAACCUAGUAGUUGUGAGAGUGAACCAAUCAGGAAACAUGCGUCAUUCACCGAAGAAGAUGUAAAAAUAUUUCAAUCAUAUGUUACUUUCUGUGGUAUUGGAUUACACAAUGCACAAAUUUAUGAACAAAGUCGUUUAGAAACUUAUCGGAACCAAGUACUUUUGGAACUUGCACGAAUCAUAUUUUCAGAACAACUUGAUAUAACUCGUCUUAUUUAUUCAGUAUUAUCACACACAAUUUGUUUACUACAAUGUCAACGUUGUCAAUUACUUUUGGUGAAAACAACUUCAUCUAUGUCAUCCUAUUCUUCAAUUGAUGAGAUGGGACCAUUUCAUGAUCAUUUCUCACAAAUCUUUGAAUUAGCAUGGAAUGAAAAGUCAGAUUCGCCUGAUGUUAAGAAAAAAAAGCAUAGUAUCGACGAAGCUCGAUUCCCUGUUCAGUUAGAUUUGGCUAUUCACGUAUUACAAACUGGUGAAUCUCUUCAUGUCAAUAUAAAUGGUACCACUACUAGUUCGAAUAACAAUAACAAUAAUAAUAAUAAUGAAUAUAGGAAAAUUGACAAAACGCUUGAAGAAGAUUUAGAUCCAGUUUGGAGAAGUCGUUCUGUUCUCUGUAUGCCAAUUAAACAUUCCGAUGGUAAAGUAUUAGCUGUAUGCAUAAUAACAAAUAAAUCAACUGUUGAUUUGAGAAUCAAUAAUAAUAAUUUCAGUCAACAAGUCAAGCAUCAAUUUGAUUUCAAACCAGUUACAGAUAGUAUUCAAUAUUCAUCAAAUGAUAAUUUAUCAUCUAAAGAACCCAUUAUGAUGUCUUCAUCAAUUAACAAUUGGUCUGGAAUAUUUACUUAUUCGGAUGAAUUUUUAUUUGAAGCAUUUGCUUUAUUUGUUGGUUUGGGUAUUUCAAAUAGUCAACUGUAUGAAAGAGCUAUAAGAAGUGCAGCAAAACAAAAAGUUAUCAUGGAUGUUCUGUCAUAUCAUGCUACAGCGCCGACAUCUGAGGCUAAACGCCUAGCUACAUCACUAAUACCGACUAUGAGAUUUUAUCAUUUAGAUAAAUUUUCAUUUACUGAUGUACGAUUAUCAGAUGAAGAUACUCUGAAAGCAUGUAUACGAAUGUUUCAGGAAAUGAAUUUUAUGAAAUCAAUACAUUUCGAUCAGUUAUCAUUUGCUCGUUGGCUAUUAUCUGUACGUAAAAAUUAUCGUGAAGUUACUUAUCACAAUUGGCGUCAUGCAUUCAAUGUGACUCAGACAAUGUUUUGCAUAUUACUAAAAGGUGAUUUUCAGUCAGUAUUUACAGAUCUUGAGUGUUUAGCGUUGUUAACUGCUUGUCUAUCUCAUGAUAUCGAUCAUCGUGGUACAGAUAAUCAGUUUCAAAUUAAAACAAUGUCUCCAUUAGCUAAACUAUAUUCUACAUCGGUUCUUGAACAUCACCAUUUCAAUCAGUUCAUGAUGAUACUAACCAUAAAGGGUAAUAACUUUUUAUGCAAUCUAAACAGAUCAGAAUAUGAUACUGUUGUGAAAUUAAUUAGAGAAGCUAUAUUGGCUACGGAUCUAUCAAGAUAUUUUGCUAGACUACCGAAAUUUCAACAAACUUUGCAUAAUUUGAAAGAAAUUAAUGAUCAUUCUACAAAUUUAUGGCGAAAUGAUCGCGAACAACGUUUAUUACUUGGUUGUAUGUUUAUGACAGCUUGUGAUGUUUCAGCCAUAACAAAACCAUGGCCGGUACAAAAAUUGACAGCUGAAAUGGUUGCCAAUGAAUUUUUUGAACAAGGUGAUUUGGAAAAAGAACGACUGAACGUAACACCAGCUGUAAUGUUUAAUCAAUUUCAUCAGCUUAUUUACGCCUUGUUAUUAGUUAAUAAUGCGUGGUUUAUUCAAUGGAUCACGUCACUAACUUAUUUUGCCUUAUCUUGUUCCUGUACAAAUAAUUUCUUAUAUAUAUAAUUACGGAUACUCUUGUUCCCUUGAAUUGGAUUAUUUGGAAACUUGUUGUUUAUUGGCAUUAAUGGAUCGUGAACGUAGUAAUGAACUUCCAAACCUACAAGUCAGCUUCAUCGACUCAAUUUGUAUGCCAAUUUACGAGGCUAUUGUACAAGUUUCUCCAAAUUUCGAACCAUUACUAAAAGGCUGUAAACGUAAUCGUACAUGUUGGCUUAUUCUAUCUGAAAAUGGUGAAGUUGAUCAUUCAUUAUAUGGAUUAAAUGAUGAAUCAGAGACUACACCAGGAACAUUAGUUGGAACUACGGGAAAAUCGAUCACAACAACAACGGAAGAAUCAACACACCUAGAAAAUGUAAACACAUCCACAUCUGGUAUUAUUACAUCAUUAGGUACAUUGAAUCCAGAUUCAGCUGAACGUAUUGCAAAAAGUAAACCAUUUACAUCAUCAAAUAUUCGUAGAGCUUCUGUAUCAUCAAUGACUACAGUUGGGGGUCAGGAACCACCGAUACAAUGUCAAUCAUCUGUUGAAUCCAAAUAAUGCAUUGAUACAUACACUUGCAUACAUAUUCAUAUAUACUACACACAUUUUGUUUUACCGAUUCACGUGAAUCGACUUAUUCCAGUAUACUGUCUUUCAGGUGUGUUUGUGUGUGUUUAUAAAUGUGCGCGUGCAUGUGCGUUGAUGUUUAUCCGCUUUUAUUUUCACAUCUGUCUUUUGUGUUAUUCGUAAACACGGAGAAUAAUAUAAGAAAGUUAUUAGUGGAUAAUGGAAUGCACUGUUACCACUGAAUAGAUUAAAUAUGUAUUUCUUUUACUAAUGGUACAUAUUUGUAGAGAGGGAAGGGGUGAGGGUAUAUUUGUAUGUCUGUGAGAGAGAGAGAGAGAUCUCUCUCAAUGUAUAGCUUGUCUGUACAGCAAAUGUAAUUAAUGAUCACUUCACUUUCCAAUUACGUUUUAUUUUCUCUUUUUUUCUUUAUUUUUAUUAAUAUUCUAUGACGUAAUUCAGAUAGUUUAUUGAUUUCUCACCUUUAAUUAUGCCUUUUGUUGUUAGACCUUGUGUUUCUGUUUUACAACCUAAUCUAUCUAUCUGUUUUUGCCAUGACGACAAAUCUCUGAAUGUAUACAUGCAUGUGUGUAGACGUGUGUGUGUGUGUGCGUACCGUUUGUUGAAACAGCAUUCUUUUCUUAUUUAAUUAUUUAUUUAUUCAUUUUAUUUUUUUCGUUUUUGUGUUGUUGAACAAAAUGUUGUUCUUAGUUUAAAUGAAAUACAAAGAAUAGCAUUAACUCUACGACCUUUACAUUCAGUCUAAAUUGCGUGAUUAUGUAUUGUUUUACUGCACAGUCAGCACUGUAUUCUUUUUACAUCAUAAUAAUGUAUUGUGAAUACCAGUAUUAUUUUAGUAUGUUUACAAGGUAUUCGGUCUAGUAUUUUUGCUCUCUACUGAAAUGAAUUAUGUGAAAUCAAUGUAUUUGUUUGUUUGUGCCAUGAAGGAACAAUUCCUUUUGGUUGUUGUUAUUGUUAUUGUCCUCAUCUUAGUUAAUUUUAUCCUUCACCCUACAGUUUUCAAAUUUGUCUUCUUUUCAUUCCUCAUUAUGAUUGUUUAAACUGUUUGUUUCUUUAUUUAUUUCUCGUUAGUGUAAGUACUAUUUUCUUCUUGCAUUAUUUGUUAUUAAAGGCUGUGAUUAUUUUCCCGUUUACCUAUGGUAUAUAUAACUAAUUUUUAGUGAUGGACGUCUAUACAAAAGUAAACAUUUAAUGUGUGUAUCUUUUUAAUGAGACAGGAUUGAAAAAUAUAACUUCUUUUUUUAUUACAACAACAGAUUCACAUGUUUGGUUCCCACUGAUACUAUUCAUCAGCUAAAAUAACUUCUGAUGUUAAUGUGUAUUUCUUACAUAUUUAGUGCUCGAGAUUUAAACUGUACCUUGGUGUAAGAGUUUAUUCUUAAUGUGUUUUGAUAGUUUUAUAUUUAGCAUACAUAAAAACUUGUACAACUUGUAACCAAAAGUAGUAUGCACCACACUAAAUAAAGAGAUAUUAUGAGAAAAUAAAGGAGAGAAAGAGACUAUCCAAAAAAAUGAGUAAACAAGAACAGGAAAUAUAAUUCAGUUGGAAAUACAACUAAGAAAGACCUGGUUUACUCGACGGUAUCCUCCUCACUUUUGUGGAGAAUUUAAAUUAGACUACAGCAGGGUUCAAACUGUCCUCUAUUUCGAGAUAUUUCUGAUAACGUUCGAAACCAUUGGGUGGCACCACCUCCAGGACCACAAUCAGCGAUUCAUAAUAAGUUGACAGACACUAGUUAUAUAUAGCUUUUUUCCAUAUCACAUCACCAUGUCAUAAAAUGACAACCUCUUCUUCUCUACGCUGUCCUAGUAUCAUCAUUAAAUACUUGAUACGGAAGACGCUGAUAUGACAUCAGUAAAAUGCCUCCAAACCAAUGUUUCAAGGUGGUGACACAAAUUCAGUUAUCGCCAAUACUCCCGAAUAUACAUAUUUAAACCUCGGCAUUACUAACAUCGUGUUGCCUCCGGAUAUCAGCACAUUUUUGUCGACAACGAUAAUCCUAAAAGAACUAUUAACAAUUAUAUGUAGCUAAUAACAUAUUUGACUAUUUAAAUGUUAGCAAUUACUAAAAUGGCCUAUGUGUUAUUUUUAAUGUUUAUCGUUGAUAAUUGAAAUUAACUCACUGACAGGUAAAUCGAUAAGUUAUCAGGUAACUGAUUUAUUCAGAAUUUUUUUUUUAUUUGAUAAAUUAUUUUAGUCGAAAUAAAACAAUUUCUAUGAACUGACAAGCAGUAGAUAUUAACGACAAAUUUGUUAAAUCUUUU
Molecule: messenger RNA, 5845 nt
Organism: Schistosoma guineensis
Lineage: Eukaryota; Metazoa; Platyhelminthes; Trematoda; Strigeidida; Schistosomatidae
Source: the annotation of a GenBank genome assembly